AUGCCUGAUCCUGAACAGGACCUUGUUAGUUUGCCUAGAAAAUGGCAACUGGAGCCAGAACAGGAGUUUCGGUUUGAAGUCGCUCCUGGAUCAAAGUUCAAAGGGACCGUAAAACUUGUAUCUGGUCGAGCAGAGAUCUUUGGAUCUGAACUCGCUGUGGGAUUGUUUACUGUAGAAUACAUUGGAUACGAAACGCCCAUGCAAAGUUAUUUGAAUGUGCAUUUGGCACUUGAAGGAAUGCGUGAUGCUGCUCAAUUAAAAAAUGAAUCUGGUCCUAGAGUGAUUAUUGUUGGCCAGGCAGACUCGGGAAAAACUGCCUUGGCCAAGCUUUUAAUCAACUUUGCUGCCAAGCAAUCUCGUGCUCCUGUUUUUGUGGAUCUCGAUCCAAGUCAAGGCACGGUUUCGCUUCCAGGAACACUGAGCGCCAUGGUUGUUGGUCGUCCGCUUGAUUGCGAAGAAGAGUUUGGUGCACCAUUGACAGUCGCUGGUACCACACCGCUUGUAUACUAUCAUGGUCAAGCUACACCACUUGAAAAAAUCUCACUCUACAAUUCAAUCGUCAAGAAACUGAGUUUGGUGGUAGACAAAAAACUCGAAUCUUCAGAAAACAAAGCUUCUGGGUUAAUUGCAGAUACACCAAGCCAGUUUGCCGAUCCGAAUGGGUUUGAGCACCUCAAUCACACAAUCGAGGCAUUAAAAGCCAAUGUGAUUUUGGUUAUUGGGCAUGAGAGAUUAUAUAGCGACCUGUUUAGAAAGUACAGUGACAAGCCCGGCAUGAAUGUAGUUAAACUCAACAAAUCGGGCGGUGUUGUUACACGAGACAAGGAAAUUCGACGCAAAAUGCAAAUGCAGCGAGUCAAGGAAUACUUUUAUGGAACGCAUAAAACAGAAAUGAUGCCAUUUUCACAAACUGUUCCCUUUUCUGAAGUCGUUGUGCGUCGAGUUGGUGAAGGUAUCUUGGCACCAUCUUCUGCUUUACCACUUGGUACGGAACGGAAACAACAGGAUACCAAAUACGUAAAAGUUGAGCCUGGAGACAUUCUUCUUCAUUCAAUCCUUGCCCUAUCUCAGGCCCCGCUUCCUGGUGUGGUUGGCCCAAGUGGUCUUCCUACCAAGAUCUACACACCAGAGGAAGAAUCUCAAACUCUGCUGGAAUCGAAUGUUGCAGGAUUUAUUUACAUUUCAGAAGUGGAAGAUGAGCGUCGGAAAAUGACUGUUCUGGCUCCAUCUCCAGGAAAGAUUCCCAAGCAGUUUUUGAUUAUGGGUACAUUAAAGUGGAUGGAUAUUUAA
This is a messenger RNA of Batrachochytrium dendrobatidis JAM81, 1290 nucleotides long. RefSeq names its product cleavage polyadenylation factor subunit CLP1. The transcript has 9 exons. NCBI's taxonomy places the organism in Eukaryota, Fungi, Chytridiomycota, Chytridiomycetes, Rhizophydiales. Gene Ontology annotation, biological process: tRNA splicing, via endonucleolytic cleavage and ligation. The coding region runs from base 1 to 1290 and encodes 429 amino acids. The record is from RefSeq and is a predicted model, not a curated record. Gene Ontology annotation, molecular function: polynucleotide 5'-hydroxyl-kinase activity. Gene Ontology annotation, cellular component: mRNA cleavage factor complex; nucleus.